This is a messenger RNA of Lycium barbarum (goji berry), 734 nucleotides long. Its product is annotated as cell wall / vacuolar inhibitor of fructosidase 1-like. The coding region runs from base 96 to 602 and encodes 168 amino acids. Gene Ontology annotation, molecular function: enzyme inhibitor activity. Gene Ontology annotation, biological process: negative regulation of catalytic activity. The transcript has 2 exons. Lineage: Eukaryota; Viridiplantae; Streptophyta; Magnoliopsida; Solanales; Solanaceae. The record is from RefSeq and is a predicted model, not a curated record.
GUUUACUAUCAAUUCAAAAAAAAAAAGUCUCAUUUUGACUCCACAAGAGCCUGAAAACUUGCUUGUUAGCAUUAUUUGUUUUAGCAUUUUUCAAGAUGAUGAAGAAUUUAGUUUGUCUUACUUUGUUUGUGACCUUAGUAGUGCAAACAAGUGCCGAUAAGAAUCUAGUACAAAACACUUGUAAGAACACACCCAACGAAAAGUUGUGCCUCAAAACCUUACUGGCUGACCCACGCAGUCCCAGUGCGGAUGUAUCUACACUGGCGCUGAUAAUUGUGGAUGCCAUCAAAGUUAAGGCAGCGCAGGCGGCAACCUCCAUUUCCAAGUUACGACAUUCUAAUCCUCCGGCAGCCUGGAUUGUCCCUUUGAAGAAUUGUGCAUUCAACUACAAGGUCGUUCUAGAGGCGGGUGUGCCAGAAGCAACUGAAGCUUUGACUAAAGGGAACCCAAAGUUUGCAGAAGAUGCAGUAGUUGGAUCUUAUGGUGAUGCAGAUCAAUGUGAGAAAAAUUUCGGUGAUAGUAAGUCACCUACCACUGCUCUAAACACAGUCGUGCGUGAUCUUUGUGAUGUGGCCAGAGCUAUUAUCAGAACUUUACUAUAAAAAUAAGAAAUACCAGAAAAAAAUUUGAUUUUGUAUUUUGGGAGUAUUAAUAUUUGAUCUUGCAAUAAUUGAUAUUCUGGGAUUAUUAUGAGAAGCUUUGUUUUAUGUUUCAGAGUUGUCAUUAGACAUCGA